This is a messenger RNA of Staurois parvus, 337 nucleotides long. Lineage: Eukaryota; Metazoa; Chordata; Amphibia; Anura; Ranidae. The record is from the annotation of a GenBank genome assembly.
UCAUGCUGCUGCCAGGUCCAGAGUCUCUCAUGGGUCCCUGUACGGCCUCCCAUUGCUGCUGUCUCCAUCGCCACACUCUGCCAUGUGCCACUUUCAGGUCUCCUCACACUCCUGCUGGUUUCCAUUUUUUGUCAUAGGUUGCUGGCAGAUUACAGGCCUCCCAUUGGUGCUGCCAGGCCCCAAAUCUGCCAUGGGCCCCCGUACCGCCUCGUCACGCUGCUGCUGGGUCCACAGUGUGACAGUGUGCGGUGAUUCUAAGAUCGACGGCACUCAUCUGCAUGUCAUACUGAGUGACAGUAUUAUUUCUCUUCCCCAGCAGACUCCAAGGGCAUUUAAA